AUGAAGCCUUCCGGAGAUCCUGAGGAGCCUAAACCUUCUGUCGAUAAUUCUGAUGCUGAGGACAUUGUGGAUCAAGAUACUUGCUUUAUCUGCGCUGAACCGAUUACAUUUUGGUCUUCUGGAAUCUGUGGCCAUAGGACAUGCCAUGUUUGUGCCAUCCGUCUGAGGUCAUUCUACAAGAAAUAUGAAUGUACAUAUUGCAAGACAGUCACUCCUUCCCUACUCUUCUCUCGAACAUCCACGGCUCCAUUCCCAGCUGAACAUCAUGUACAACCUUCUCCAGCUGCAAGAAUACAGGCGGCAAUGGAUGGCGCGGACAAACUGCCAAAAGGGCAACAAUGGUUCAAAGGCUUGACUUUACCUGGAACUUUGGACGUCGAAGCUUUUGAGCAUCACGAUGUCAAGCUUGGCGUAGUCUUCGAAGAUGAGGACAUGAUGGAAGCCACGCUACUUCUCCUCCGGUUCAAUUGCCCAGCACCCGAUUGCGCGCACAUGGCAACCGAUUGGCAGGCUUUAGAGAAACAUACCCUGGCAACUCAUGGCACAGUCAUCUGUCGCUUGUGCCGAUCACAGUUGCAUAGAUUCGCCCAUGAGCAGGUCCUCUAUCCACCGCACUUACUACCGUACCAUGAUCCUAGUCGAUUGAAACGUGGCCAGGCAUUACCGAAGCUCAGGAACAAGAAGGAAGUAGAAAUGGUCAAGUCUUGGGAAGCUCCUCAUCCACUGUGCGAGUUCUGCCACGAGGCGUUCUUCGGUACCGAUGAGCUGUUCAAGCAUAUGAGAGAUCGUCAUGAAGAAUGCUUCGUGUGCAAGGAGCAAGGUCAAAGAGAUGUCUACUUUCAAAAUUACAACAAACUCGAACAGCAUUUCAAACACGAUCAUUUCCCGUGCAAUGAGCCUCAGUGUGUUGAGCAGAAGUUUGUCGUUUUUGGCAGUGAGAUGGACCUACGGGCGCAUACCAUCGCACAGCACGGCGGGAACAUGACGUCUCGAGAUCGGGCUCAGGCUCGGACUCUGCAUGUUGAUUUUCCGUCCUAUGGCGAUGAUCGUCGGCCAGGUCCAUCCAGCAAUCGGCCUGAUCGGCACGGCAGAGGUUUUACAAUCCAAACUACGCAACAGGUUGGAAACCUCGUUGGAGGGGACGGUCGACGCGAUGGCGGCGUACACGGACAGCAUUUAUCCUCCAAUGUGCCAAUGGCUCCGGAAGCAGCUGCUCAGCAGGCCAGACAGCAGCAGACCGAUAGGGCAGAAGACAGUCGCCGUCGAAAGGCGUUCGUCACCUCCUUAACUGAUGGAACCGAGCGAGAUGGAGACGGCUUCGGUACCGCUAGGAACGUUGAAGGUGGCUCGCGAAGUGGAUUUGCAACACCCAGAGAGGAUGUAGAUGACGCCAGUGCUCAACGCCACGCAGCGCUCCUAUCACGAGUGACGAUGCUUGUCAACGAGUCCACAGUCAAGUUGUCUUCGUUCAGAAGCGCGGUUCGUCAGUUCCGAAAUAAUGAGUCUACGGCAAACGAUAUGGUGGAUACCAUAUUCCAUGUGCUCGAUCGCGACGUUGACGCUACGUCCAGUGUGGUCAGGGAGGUAGCGGGGCUUUUUGAUGGACCGGAGGAGCAAGAGAAGCAGUCAGCAAUCUUGGAAUCUCUCAAUGCUUUCAGGGUCAAACAACAAGAACAAUUUCCUACCUUGCAGGCUCCGGGCGGUCUAGGAUCAAACUGGGCAGGCAUCACCUCUGGCAAGAUUCUCAAUGCGAAGCGCACGACACAUACCGCUGGACGAGGCUCCUCGUCUCAGCAUGUCUGGGAUCGAGUGGCUGCAGCGGCUUCAUCCUCCAAUCGUGGACCCACGGCAAGGGCCACGACAGGCAUCAACGGUCGAUACAUCCCCGGCUCGGCUUUGCCCCUGGCAUCCGCGUCAGCCUUCCCAGGACUCUCGUCGGCACCUUCAGCAGUUCAAGCUCGCAAUCCCGGUUCAUCGACGUACUCUACUCCUUGGUCUUCUGGUGGUGCAGGCUCUUCAUCGCGUGCUCCGACAGCCCUUGCCGGGCCUCAAAUCACCUCCGUCAAUUACCCCGUCCCUUCCGCAUCUAAAGCCAAACCUCCGAGUCAGAGUGCGUUCCCCAGUUUACCUACAAGCAAGCCUAGCAUGACGAAAGCGGAAAGAGAGGCAUUAUUUAAGAAGCCCGCAGCGAGAGAAGUUGGAGCCUUUGAUUCGAGCAAGCAAAAUUGGGGACCUGGUGGAUCAAGUUUGGACGUGACCGAAGGGGUGGACGCGAUGCAGAUCGAAGACGGAAAUUCCGGUGGAAGUGGAGGAAAGAAGAAGAAGGGCAAACAGUUGCUUUUCCAAGUCAGUGCGAGGCCAUAA
Kockovaella imperatae is the source of this 2364-nucleotide messenger RNA. RefSeq lists its product as hypothetical. The record is from RefSeq and is a predicted model, not a curated record. Gene Ontology annotation, biological process: protein ubiquitination; rescue of stalled cytosolic ribosome. Bases 1 to 2364 code for a protein of 787 amino acids. Gene Ontology annotation, molecular function: ribosome binding; ubiquitin protein ligase activity. Lineage: Eukaryota; Fungi; Basidiomycota; Tremellomycetes; Tremellales; Cuniculitremaceae. The transcript is spliced from 10 exons.